AUGGUAGCGUAUGCCGCGCCAGAGGAGCGGGGUCGAUUCAUAGGGGAGUUUUGGCUUAUCUUCAACCUGGGGGGUUUCCUCGGCGGCGUACUGCAAUUCAUAAUCAACUACGAUGGAGAAGAGGCUACUGCCUCCAACGGUUGGACCUAUCUUGUUUUCGUCUGUGUUAUGGUCUCUGGUUCGGCCAUUGGAUGGUUCAUGAUUGCUCCCCCAGAUAGAGUCAUGCGCUCUGACGGCGUACCCGUCACAGUGUACCCUGCCAAGCCGGUGGGGAAGGAAUUACGAGACACAGUAACAGUGGUGAAGGAAGGCGCUAUGGUCCUCUUGAUGCCCUUAUUCUUGGGCACGAAUUUCUACUAUCCAUACGUCUUUAAUUGUGUGAACGCCUCGUCGUUCACCGCUCGCUCCCGCGGCUUUAACUCAGCUUUAUAUUGGGUAUCACAGAUGCUCGGCGCGGUGGUCGUUGGCAGGUUUCUAGAUCGAACCGAUUUAUGCGUGCGGGCCAGAGCUAAGCUAGCUCUCUUGGGACUCAUCAUCGGUGGUAUUUGCGUCUACUCCUAUGGAGCGAUCGUGGAGGAGUUUUCAUUGCGCUUCAUCCGUCGUGGUGCAGUACUGGACGUCAUAUCAAACCCUGGAGGCUCACUGAGUAAUGCCAAUGUCUCUGCGAAGUAUACGGGCUUUUAUAAGGCUGCUCAGUCACUGGGUGCGGCACUUGGAUGGGCCCUCGAUACUCCAGCAGUGGGU
This is a messenger RNA of Perkinsus marinus ATCC 50983, 744 nucleotides long. RefSeq lists its product as hypothetical. The transcript has 2 exons. The annotation marks the transcript as partial. Lineage: Eukaryota; Perkinsozoa; Perkinsida; Perkinsidae. The record is from RefSeq and is a predicted model, not a curated record.